GAAAGUAGGAGGGGCACGUAAACAGAGAGAAUUCCGAACAAAGAAGAGGUGAAUACACUUCAACUGAUAAAUCAAGUGCAUCAAGUCUACAGUCAUGCCGAUUCGUCGUUCAGCUGGGGCCCAACCCAAGGAAGACCCGAACCCAGCGCCAACACCUGAGAAAGACCCCAAAGCCAGCUCCGGGGAGGCCAGCUCUGAAGCAGAAGGACAAGAGGCACUGGCUCCCGCCACCCCAGAGGGAGAUGAGAGGGAUGGAGAGGGGGAGAAGUCUGCCGAAAAUGCGCCGGGCGGCAAAAGAGAGGGCGAGGAUGGAGAGAAACCAACCAAGGGGGAGAAAUCUGAGAGCGGCGGAGCAGAGGAACAGGGCAAAAAGAAGAAAAAGAAAGAUGGCAUAAAAAAAGAGGACGGAGCUGAAGACAAGGGUAAGAAGAUGAAGAGGACGAUCCCAGCUUGGGCCACAAUGUCGGCCAGUAAACUUGCCGUCACCCCAAAAACCGUCUCUCUGUCUCAACCCAAAGUUGAAGAGGUUCUCCUGGAUGCUAUUCAGAACUGCAAGGAGCGAACCGGUGCCUCCGUCUUCACAAUCAUGAAGUACGUAACGAAGAAGUACUCCACUAUGGAGAUGGACAAACGGACAAAAAGUCUGUAUAAGAGAGCGCUCAAGCGGCUGGUGGAGAAGGGCGCCGUCAAGCAGCUUAAAGGCAAAGGUUUCUCUGGAAGUUUUACUAUUGGGAAGGUACCUACCAACUCCAAGAAGCAGUCAGCCAUGGCAGGAGUGAAGGGAACACUGGGCGAAGCGCUGCCACUGAUAAUGACGCGUCUCUGUGAGCCCAAAGAGGCCUCCUACAUCCUCAUCAAGAAGUACCUUGAGCAACAUUUCCCCCAGCUCAACGUGGAGAACAGGCCUGAUGUGCUGAAGAAUUGCCUGCAGAGAGCCGUGGAGAAGGGCUACUUGGAACAGAUCACAGGGAAAGGAGCCUCCGGAACGUUCCAGCUGAAGAAGUCUGGGAAUAAGGUACUCUUGGGCGGCGGCCUCCUGGAAGAUGCCAUCGUUGCGGCCAUCACCGCCAUGAACGAGCCCAAGUGUUGUAGCAUUAGCACUUUGCGCAAGUUCCUCGUGGAGAGCUACAAGGACCAGAACAUCUAUCUGCUCUUGGCAAACCUGAAGAGAACCCUGCAGCGGUGUAAGAUGAUGGGCUGGAUGGAGCAGAUCACUGGUCAUGGGCUCAGUGGGACCUACCAACUCAGCUACCCUUAUUACCCCAGUCCAGGGGUGCUGAUUCCAGAAAUGAUGGAAAAACUCAAACAGAAAGAGGCAAAAAAGCUCCAGCAGCAGAAGAGGAGAACCCAGCAGGCAUCUGACAGCGAGGAAGAGUCUGAUGAAGAUGAGGAGGAAGACUCUGAGGACGAGGAGCCCCCCCCUCCUAAGAGAGCUCAGAAAAGGCCUGCACCGAAAGGGCGUCAGCCCCCACCCAGAAAGAAAGCCAAGCCUAGCAGUAGAAAGCCAGCCCGAGCCAAGAAGCCUGCUGCGCCGUCCAGGAAGCUCCCUGCAGCAGCUGCCAAAGCAGCAGCAGCGUCCAGGAAGGCGCCACCACCCCCUAAAGCCACGCCCAUUAAGAAAGCACCACCCCCUAAAGCCACGCCUGUCAAGAAAGCACCACCCGCUAAAGCCACACCCGUCAAGAAAGCGCCACCCGCUAAACCCACACCCGUCAAAAAAGCUGCACCCGCCCGCACGCCUAAAACCCCUGUUGUCAAAAAGAUGACCAGCAGGGUAUCCAAGCGAUCGCCGCCAAAGAAGUCACCGGCUAAGAAGCAGGCGGCGCCUUCUGCCGUGAAGUCUAAGACUGCGUCGCGAAAGUCUCUCCGGGCUAAGAAAUGAGCUCAGGGUCAGAGGCGGGCGAAUGGUCGACUGUAGCUCCUCAGACUGCAGUGUUUUUUGGAUUCGUUUACGGGCGUUUUAUUUGAGUAGUUCAUUGUUCUCUCAUUAGAUGAAAAUCAAGUGACUUUCCCCUUACAGUCAGUCUACUGUAGUCCUCCCAGGCAUCUCUAGGUUAUCUUGUUUUUUAUGACAAAGGUGUUGAGUGCUGAAAAUACUUUGUUUGCAUUGUUUUGGUUGCACCUUUUAGAAAUCUGUUGUUAGAUGGUGCCAUCCUAAUCUCUUGACCAUGCAAAGAGAUGAUUUCCAACUCAGUCAUCUUGGUAUAGAGACCUAAAUUUCAGUUAUCAUAGUCUAUGUUCAUUCAGGUUCAUAUUUCAAAGUGUUUGAGAAAAGUCUCCAUGGCAGUGUUCACAUUGUUAUAUCUAUAUUUCUUAAAGAAGAUUUAUGUCAUUUUGUGAAAUUACAUAGAAAUGUAAGAAAAUAGCAGUGAUUUGGUUGGCUCCUUUUGUGUGUUAAACUGAAGAUGGUAGAUAAUGUUACUGAUGACCGUGCCUAGCUUUUUGCAGACAGAGUAUGCCUAAAUCGGCCAAGAAGAAAUUGGGCCGAUAGGCCAUUCAUGCAGGAGACAAACUCUUUUUAGUUUUCAUUUUUGCUUUUGUUUACAGUAUAAUCUGAAGGUUGAUGUUUUAAAUAAUUCUCCUUUUGUGCAGUUAGAGAAAAAUUAAGGACAACUUUCCAAAAUAAAAAGACAACAGAAUACUAUAUGACCCCCAGUAACCCAGAGGUACAGUCAGGGAAUUUGACUUCAUGUGAUGAGCACUACACAUGACCUGCAUGUAUGUAACUGAUAUGCUUUUCUGUAGUCCUUAAUAAAGUGACUAUAUUUGUACUCUGAAA
This is a messenger RNA of Electrophorus electricus (electric eel), 2779 nucleotides long. It is a transcript of the gene hp1bp3, whose product is annotated as heterochromatin protein 1, binding protein 3. Lineage: Eukaryota; Metazoa; Chordata; Actinopteri; Gymnotiformes; Gymnotidae. The record is from RefSeq and is a predicted model, not a curated record. Gene Ontology annotation, molecular function: DNA binding; nucleosome binding. Gene Ontology annotation, biological process: nucleosome assembly; heterochromatin organization. Gene Ontology annotation, cellular component: nucleosome; nucleus; chromosome.